This is a messenger RNA of Nicotiana tabacum (common tobacco), 1408 nucleotides long. The record is from RefSeq and is a predicted model, not a curated record. Lineage: Eukaryota; Viridiplantae; Streptophyta; Magnoliopsida; Solanales; Solanaceae.
AUUUCACAAAGUUGUCAGACCAUAUAAUGCAGUCUUUGCUAGAUGCUUUGCAUGAGGAGCCUAUGACGGAUAUAUCUGCAGUCAUGUUGAGUACAUUGAACAAUUGCCUGCAGAUCAGUCCACUUCUCAAUGAAGGUCAGCUUCGUAGAAUAGUGACUGAGGUAAGGCAUGUCAUUACAGAAAGUUCAAACAGAAAACGAAAAUUCAAAGAGAGAGCUAAAUCAGAAGACUUUGAUGCUGAGGAGGGAAAAAUGGCAAGAAGAUCAUAUUUUGUGGCAGCUUUGUCGAAUAUUAAAAACAUUGAUCAAAAUGGUGAAGGCAGCAUUCUUGCCUUUCUUUGACGAGCUGGCAUCAUUUCUGAUUCCUUUGUGGGGCAAAGAUAAAACAGCUCAAGAGAGAUGUGCACCAACUGUUAUCUUUGCUAGCCUAGUGAGGGAGUGCCCUGAAGCGGCUCUAAAGUACUGUGAUAUAUUUCUACCUUUGUUUUUGGAUGCAAGCAAUGACGAAAAUCCAAGAGUUAGACAGAAUGCUCUUUAUGGGCUUGGGCUUUAUGCGGAAUAUGGUAGUUCUGUUUUCAAACCUGUUGUUAAAGAGGUUAUUUCAAGGAUCAAUGUAGUGAUAAUGCAUUUAUGCGCUCGUGAACCUGAGAAUGAAUGUGCAUAUGAUAAUGCUGUUUCUGCACUGGGUAAAAUAUGUCAGUUCCAUCGGGAAAGUAUCAACUCGGCCCAGAUUAUUCCGGUUUGGUUGAAUUGCCUGCCUAUAAAGGGUGACCUGGCUGAAGCCAAAUAUGUUCAUGGCGAAUUAUGUUCGAUGGUUGAAAGGUCAGAUAUAGAACUUAUUGGUCCCAGCUAUCAAUACAUUCCAAAAAUUAUUUCGGUUUUUGCAGAGGUUCUAUGUUCUGAAAAAGAUCUUGCUACAGAAGAAACCAAAAAUCGCAUCAUUAAUAUAUUAAGGCAGCUUCAGCAAACUCUACCAUCAGCCACCUUGGAAUCAGCAUUGACAUAUCUUGUACCUCGGCAGGAGAUGGAGUUGAAAUCAAUUCUAUCACCUGAAGAGGAUGCUGGCUUUUAAUCAGUACAGUGAAACUACUAGUCCGAGGAUCAAACAUCUGAUGCUCAAUAUUCCUGUAAAAAUCAAUUAUUUGGAGUGAAGCUCUAUAUUUGCCUACUUAAAGGGGAACACUUGGAAACAUGAACGGUGGAAACUUGUGUGUCUGUGUGUUUAUGUGUAACAUGUGUAUAACAAAGCAAGUCCUUUCCUCAAUAAGGAAAUAGGUGUAAGUUAUAGCUUGUGAGAGUCUGUUACUUAGAUAGCUUUGGUGGUACCCUACCACUGCCCUAGAAUCUUCUCUUUUCUAAAAGGGAUUAUUUUUAUCAAUAGUUUAUAUAUAAAUUAUUUUUGCCCUAUU